AUGUCCAGAGAAGAUCCCUUAAAGGCAGAGAAGGAUUUCUCCGCCACCCUCGAUGAACAAUUCCCCAUUAUUGCCGAGCUCUCAGACUACAAGCAAGCUAUUGACAAAUACCUUGUAUUAGAGAAGCAAACAAGACAAUCAUCGGACUUAGAGUCGUCCAAGCGUCUUCUUGUUAAGAUUGUGGACACCUUGGCGGAACACAGGGACUGGAACUACUUAAAUGAUUUGAUUUUGACUCUUUCCAAGAAGCACGGUCAAUUGAAAUCAUCCAUUCAAACAUUGAUUCAGCAAGUUAUCAGCAAGUUGGAGCUGAAGGAUUACUUCAACGAUGACGACAAGGAACAGCUCGACUGGAAAAUCAAGCUAAUUGAAACAAUCAGGACUGUUUCUGACAAGAAAAUCUUUGUAGAAGUCGAGAUGGCCACUGUUUCUAAGAUGCUCAGUGAGAUUCACUUGCACAAGUUCAACGACUUGGAUAAAGCUUGUUCCAUUUUGUGUGAUUUGCAGGUGGAAACCUACUCACUCAUGCCAUUCUCUGAUAAAGUGGAGUAUAUCUUGGAACAAAUCAGAUUGACUUUGAAAAAGGGUGACUACCUGCAAGGUAGAAUCUUAUCCAGAAAGAUCUUGUUGAAGACAUUGAAGGGGUUUGAAAAGGCGGAGCAAUACAAGCUGGAGUAUUUGCAAUAUCUUAUUGACAUUGAUGUCUUUGAGCACGACUACCUUUCGAUUGUUAAGAAUUCACUUUUGCUCAUUGAUUUGGAUGUUAUCAAGGCAGACCUGACGAGGUACGCUAAUAUCUUGACAGCUAUUGUAUACUAUGUUAUAUUAUCCCCUUAUGAUAACCUUCAACGUGAUUUGAUACAUAAAAUCAAGUUGGACGAAAACCACAAGUUUACCAAGAACAUUAGCAGCAAAGUGUUCGCACUCUUAGAAACAUUCACCACCAAUGAAUUGAUUCAUUGGUCAAACAUCGAAAGGUCAUACAAGUUAGAAUUCUUCGACAAGUCAGAGAUAUUUGCAUCUAAUGAAACAAACUACAAGAACUUGGAGAAAAGAAUAAUUGAGCAUAACUUGAGAAUCAUAAACAAAUACUACCAAUGUAUCAAGAUUGAUAGGUUGGCAUACCUUUUGCAGUUGAGCGUAAGUGAACUGGAAGUUUAUGUCAGUGAAUUGGUCAACAAGGGUAUGAUAAGCGCAAAGAUUAAUAGACCAGAAGGUAUAAUCAGAUUUGAAAACUUUGAACAACAUAACAGUAGUAGCGGAGGUGAUGGUGCUAAGAACGUCAAUGAGUUAUUGAACAGUUGGUGUUACGAUGUUGAUAAGUUGUUAGAGGAAAUUGAUGUCAUUGGACAUUUGAUUAACAAGGAAGAGAUGAUGAAUGGGAUUAAAGUAAAAUAA
Messenger RNA from Dujonia railenensis, 1398 nucleotides. Lineage: Eukaryota; Fungi; Ascomycota; Pichiomycetes; Serinales; Debaryomycetaceae. The record is from the annotation of a GenBank genome assembly.